Molecule: messenger RNA, 1938 nt
Organism: Rhinichthys klamathensis goyatoka
Lineage: Eukaryota; Metazoa; Chordata; Actinopteri; Cypriniformes; Leuciscidae
Product: gastrula zinc finger protein XlCGF57.1-like
Exons: 2
Coding region: 51-1898 (615 amino acids)
Source: RefSeq, a predicted model, not a curated record
AUUUCAAUACCGAAGACAACUCUUUAAGUUGCUUACAGACUGACACAGAUAUGAACCAAGAAAAGGCCAAACGAAAAGAAACCAAAAGGUCUUUCACCUGUUCAGAGUGUGGAUGGGUUUUCACUCAGAAACGAUUCCUGACGAGGCACUUAAGAAUCCACACUGGAGAGAAACCUUUCACGUGCGCUCAGUGUAGGAAAAGUUUCACCCGCAAAGAAAGGCUUCAUAUGCACAUGAGAAUACACACCGGAGUGAAGCCGUUCACAUGCCCUCAGUGCGGAAAGAGUUUCAGAGAGAAGAGGAUCCUUCAAAAUCACAUCCGAAUUCACACUGGAGAAAAGCCGUUCACGUGUCGUCAGUGUGGGAAGAGUUUCACACAGAAAGUAAACCAGAAAACUCACAUGAGAAUUCACACCGGAGAGAAGCCGUUCUCGUGCCAUCAGUGUGGGAAGAGCUUCGCAAGCAAAGGAAACCUUAAUAUGCACAUGCGAACUCACACCGGAGUGAAGCCUUUCAAAUGUCAGCAGUGUGGAGUGAGUUUCACAGAGAGGAAAAUCCUUAGGAAUCACAUACGAAUACACACUGGAGAGAAGCCCUUCACGUGCCUUCAGUGUGGAAAGGCUUGCACCCAAAAAGGUAACCUGAGGAUUCACAUGAGAGUUCACACGCGAGAGAAGCCUUUCACGUGCCUUCAGUGUGGAAACACCUUCAAAUGUAAAGGGAGCUUUAAUUUGCACGUGCGAAUCCACACUCAGGAGAAACCUUUCACGUGCCUUCAGUGUGGAAAGAGUUUUUCGCAGAAAUCGCACCUGAAGAUUCACAUGGUAGUUCACACCGGAGAGAAGCCGUUCACGUGCCAGCACUGCGGGAGAGCUUUUAAACGCAAAGAAAGCUUCAACGUGCACAUGCGAAUUCACACUGGAGAGCGGCCUUACACGUGUGAUCAGUGCGGAAAGAGUUUCAUACAGGAGGUCAGUCUCAAAUCUCACCUGUGCUUUAAAUCGCCAUCAGUCCAUAAAAAACACCCAAAGAUGAAUGCGAACGAGAAGCACCAGCAGACGCACGGCGCUGUAAACGCUCACGAGUGCCCCGAGUGUGGUGAAGCUUUCUCUAGAGCUCGCGAAUUGAAAAUGCACCAAAGAAAUCACGAAGAAGACCAAGCCUACAAGUGCUCAGGAUCCCUGGAAACACUCGAGCGAGAGAAGCCGUACCACUGCCCAUCAUACUCGGCAGAAGUAACAGAGGAAGGUCAAGAACCCGAUGAAGUGGCGUGCAACCAUGAGUCGGACCAUCAGUAUCAGAAACCUACGCACUUCAUAGCUGGAGAAAAAGCGUUCAGUCCGUCACAGGACGUUGACCAGGACAGAACCAAGAGAACCGAAGCCAGGCCGUUCACGUGCCUCCAGUGCGGGAAGACUUUCAAACGGGCCACGGACGUCAAAGGUCACCUGCGCUAUCACUCCGGCGAGCGGCCGUUUACCUGCGACCAGUGCGGGAAGAAAUUCAUCCUGGCGUCGCACUUAAAAACGCACCUGUCGAUUCACUCGAACGAGAAGCCGUUCUUGUGCUCCAUCUGCGGCAAGAGCUUCUCGCGCCUCUGCACUUUCAAAGAUCACGAGAACAUACACACGGGUGUGAGAGAUCACGUGUGCUCCGAGUGCGGCAGCGCCUUCGUCACGGCCAACGCGCUGAAGAUGCACCAGCGGGUUCACACCGGAGAGAAGCCCUACAAGUGUUCCCACUGCGGGAGGAGUUUCAGUCACUCGGGGGCCCUGAAGAGACACGAGCGGGUGCACACGGGAGAGAGGCCGUACCACUGUCCCCUCUGCGGGAGGAGGUUCACACAGUCCAGCAAUCUACUGACCCACGUCAAGAGACACUGUCCCAAGUCACGCUGACCAACGAGGACUCACUGCAAACCAGAAAGAAUCGCAGACU